UUACAGUCUACAGAUAUGGCUGAGCCGAAAGCCGCGCCUGCUCCUAAGAAGGGCUCGAAAAAAGCCGUUUCUAAGAACCAAGCUAAGGGAGGAAAGAAACGUAGAAAGUCCAGGAGGGAAAGCUAUGCUAUCUACGUGUACAAGGUGUUGAAGCAAGUUCAUCCCGAUACGGGUAUUUCUUCUAAAGCAAUGGGCAUUAUGAACUCGUUUGUGAAUGACAUCUUCGAGCGUAUCGCCGGUGAGGCUUCUCGCCUUGCGCACUACAACAAGCGCUCCACCAUUUCUUCCCGGGAGAUCCAGACUGCUGUAAAGCUCCUUCUACCGGGAGAGCUUGCAAAGCACGCCGUGUCGGAGGGCACCAAGGCCGUUACCAAGUACACCAGUUCCAAGUAAACCGCGAAAUGUUUGCUAGAAACCAACGGCUCUUUUCAGAGCCACC
This is a messenger RNA of Polypterus senegalus (gray bichir), 439 nucleotides long. RefSeq names its product histone H2B 5-like. Gene Ontology annotation, molecular function: protein heterodimerization activity; DNA binding; structural constituent of chromatin. NCBI's taxonomy places the organism in Eukaryota, Metazoa, Chordata, Cladistia, Polypteriformes, Polypteridae. The coding region runs from base 16 to 393 and encodes 125 amino acids. The record is from RefSeq and is a predicted model, not a curated record. The transcript has a single exon. Gene Ontology annotation, cellular component: nucleosome.